AUGGCGGCCUUGAGCUCAACGAUCGACUACGGCCCUCGACUGAACACGAUAAUCUGGCUGUUGGUGUCGUUGUCGGCUAUCUUCCUCUUCACGAGGCUGUACCUCAAGAACUGCCAGAAUCGGGGGCUUUGGUGGGACGACUACACCUUGCUUGCGUCGUGGUUGGCCCUGGCCGGCCAAGCCGGACUAGUCGCAUACAUUAUUGAGCUGGGCUACGGCAAAGACCCGGCCACCAUCCCAGCCGAGAACCUGGUCUUGUUCGGGCCCGUCGUCAACUCUCUGUCGACGCUGCUCGUCCUGUCGAAUCUCUGGGGCAAAACAUCGUUUGCCCUCACACUUCUGCGCAUCCCGACCCGCUGGAUGAGGUUCGCUGUUUUGUUUAUUCUCAUUUCGUUGACGGCCACGCUGGGCAUGAGUGCCGUCCUCAUAUGGACGCAGUGUUUCUUCAACAACGGCAGCGGGUGCAUCGACAUCGAGGUAUCCCUCGGUUAUAACAUGUUCUCCUGUGUAUAUUCGGCAACCAUGGACGUGCUGUUGGCCUUUUUGCCGUGGAAGUACAUCUGGUCCCUCGAGAUGAGCAAAAAGGAGAGGAUCGGAGUUGUGGUGGCCAUGAGCAUGGGCGUCUUGUAUGUGCACUGGUGUCCAUUCGCAAGCGUGAAUCUUCUUACCUGGGGCAACGCAGAAUCUGCGAUUUGCAUCAUGGCCGCCUCGAUCCCAAUACUGCGUGCCCUAGUCCGAGGCCACUUUGUAGCGCCACACCCAAGAGGGUACGAGACGGGAGAUUCGACGGCGAUGGCAGAGUCCGGCGUCGGAGCAAGCUUCAACAGCCGGACACAAAUAUUUUCUCGGUCCUGGUCGCCGCCGCCACGGCAGACGAACGAGCAACGGCUUAGUGCGAGCAACUUGAAAUCUCUCGACCGAACUCUUACCACCGGUAGCCCGGACCCAGCAGGACGCAAAUCUCUGGGCGAUGGGCAGGACGACUCCAGCGACAAGGACAGCAUCGAGCUAGGCUAUUAUCAAGCACAGCCCCUCAGUCCCACCGACUUUGUCCGCCGAGGGAUGGUGUGA
This is a messenger RNA of Lasiosphaeria miniovina, 1071 nucleotides long. RefSeq lists its product as uncharacterized. The transcript has 3 exons. NCBI's taxonomy places the organism in Eukaryota, Fungi, Ascomycota, Sordariomycetes, Sordariales, Lasiosphaeriaceae. The record is from RefSeq and is a predicted model, not a curated record. The coding region runs from base 1 to 1071 and encodes 356 amino acids.